Messenger RNA from Cygnus olor (mute swan), 5153 nucleotides. Its product is annotated as olfactory receptor-like protein COR4. Gene Ontology annotation, cellular component: membrane. The transcript has a single exon. Lineage: Eukaryota; Metazoa; Chordata; Aves; Anseriformes; Anatidae. The record is from RefSeq and is a predicted model, not a curated record. Gene Ontology annotation, molecular function: odorant binding; G protein-coupled receptor activity; olfactory receptor activity. The coding region runs from base 4190 to 5131 and encodes 313 amino acids. Gene Ontology annotation, biological process: sensory perception of smell; G protein-coupled receptor signaling pathway.
CCCCCAGCCCCCCGACCUUUCUGCUGUGCAGCAGCCCGGGGGGGGGGACAGCGUGCCCCCACACCUGUAAGAGAGAUGGGGGUGGCUCAGGGCAGGCAGCACGGAGCCCAUCACCGUGGCAUCAUGGCAGCACCCAGGGUCUUACCAUGGCUCGGGCUCCCCAUCCCGAAAGCCCUUGGCGAAGGGGUUGCUGGCGAUCUUCAGCUGGGUGAUCUGCGGGGAUCGGGGGGUCAGGGGGCGUGGGGUGGGGGGCACCCCCGUGUGUCCUCCCCCCUGACCCCGGCCACAGCUCACCCGGUGGUUCUGGUAAGCUGUCACUGCCAUGAACUGGGUCUCGGGGAAGCUGAAGGACUUGAAGUUCUCGUGGGCGAAGCGCUCGCUGUCGCGCCGGGGGUCCACCAGCACCACGUGGAAGCGGGGCUGGUAGCGGUGCAUGGAGUUGAGGAUGAUCUGGGGGGGGACACAGGGGACGGGCAGUGGGCAUCCCCCUUCCUCGCCACCCCCCCGCCGCCGUGUGCCCCCCCCGGCACGUCCUCACGUGGCCGUUGUCGUCCAGGAGGUUGUUGGUGAGCUUGAGCUUGUCGAAGGAGACGAUCUGCCGCAUCCACUGGGCCCCCUUGGCAGGCGAGUCGGGGUGGAAGUGGACGCGGCCGGGGGCCGCCGGGUCGGCGCGGCCGGCCACCAGCCAGGAGGAGCUGUGGAAGGCGUACCUGCAGGGCCGGGGGGGGGGGGGCUCAGCACCACCGGGACGCGGUCCCCAUGCCCCCAGCCCUCCCCAUCCCCACCUGUAUCUCUUGUCAUCCAGCGGGAUGAAGUCCAUCAGCAGGACGUAGUCGGCCGACGGGUCCAGCCCCGACAGCUUCACCUGGAAGGUGGGGAACAUCCUUCUGCGGGGAGGGGAAGGCUGUGGGGGUGCCCUCUGCCCUGGGACCCCCCCGCACCCUUCCUCACCACCUACCUGCCUGCCUUGGUGACGAUCAUCUCGGUGCCGAGGCGGUUGAACUCCUCCCAGAGGCUGCCCAUCUCCAGCCGUGCCGCAGCGUGGCACACGCGCCGGUUCUUGCCGCCGGCCCCCGGCCCCUCACACGCCCACCCGGGGAUGGUGCCUGAGGGGGGGCCCUCGCCCGGCAUGGCCAGGAAGGCUGCGGGGUUGGGGGGUGAUGGGCGCUGUGGUUCCUGCGCCCCCUCUUUGGGAAAUGACCCCGUGCACCCCCAGCCUCAUUCACGGGUAGGGCUGGGGGGUCCCCAGCACGGCAUGGCAUGGCUUCAUCCCCCCACCCCACCGCCGCCCCACAAUUACGCGGUUUGGACCACGCGCCUGCCCUGCAGUGUGUGGGGCAGCCAGCACCCUGAAUAGACUGAGUGCACCCCUUGGCUGAGUGUCGCGGGGACCAUGCAGGGACCCUGGCACGGCUGUGCCAUGGGUGGGUUUUACCUGUCAUGGGUGGGCAGGAUGCGGCCGCGGCUCCACCAGCUCUGGACUGCAGCCCCCCCAGCACACUGAGGGGGUUUUAUCCCCCUGCUCGGGGGUGGAGACGAGGGGGCUGGAGCAGCAGCGGGGCCUCGGGGGCGGUGGGAGCACAGCCCCCCCCUCCCACACUGCCUUCGUGCCUUGAUGCGACGGUGAUGGACGAGGGAUGAACGGUGGCUUUGGGACCCUCAGCUGGGUCUGGGGGUACCCAGGGCUGGGGAAGGAGCAGGUGCGGGGAUGUGACCGGUGCUACAGAGUGGGGGCGAGUCCCCAAAUGCCAUGGGACCACUAACACAGCUGGGGUGACGGUGACGCCGCCUUCGGGAUCAGCACCCCAGAAGCACUGGGUUUUGGGGAGCGGGACCGGAGCAGACUGUGUGUGGGGGGCACCACCUCUCUGAGCCCCCCCCCCAUCCAUCACCUCCCUGCCUGCAUCCCCUGCGGCGCUGGCUCGGCCCCAUCCGUCUCCUGCUGUCAGCCGCGGGCCAGCAUCGAGCGGGAGAUGAGGAGGUGCGAGCGGCGAUGUGACAGCGGAGGCGGGGGCUCGGCAUGGCUGAGCCAUGGUGUCGCGGCCUCCGCAGCCGAUUUUUCUGCUUUCCCCUGGUUUUCAGCAAAGCCUGCCCAAGAUAACCUCUCCAGUCACCAUCAGCAGGGGGUUUGGGGACUGGGGGGUUGGACACCGUGCAGCAAACCUGGCUUUUAGCAGCUGCUCCUUGGGAGAGAGGUCUCCAGAUGCCAGAAAAUGGGGUGGUUGGCUUAAAAAAAACCACAAGGCUUGUGAAAGUGGCUGCUUCGGGGUGUCAGCAUCAUUCAGUUUCACUUCUUCCUUCCCAAGGCUGCAAGCCUCCUAUUUUGGGGCCAUGAAUGCAGUGAUUCUGCUGGCACUUGGGUGCUUGCCCACUGGUGCCCCGCAGGGGGCUUCCUACAGCCCGAGGUUCUCAAGGUGGUACACCUGGGCCUAGUACUUGGCUAACCUGACCCCACUUGGCACAGCUUCUCCUCGCCACGAAGCCAGGCACAACCCCAAGCAUCAUGGAGCGCAGAAGGGCUGCGCACAGCCUCAGCAGGAUCACGGAAGGAACCAUCCUGGAAACCCUUUGCAGGCAGAGGAAGGACAAGAAGGUGGUAGCGAGGAGCCGACGUGGACUUACUGAGGGGAAAUCACACCCAACCCACCCGGGUGGCUUGGAUGUUGAGGUGGUGGCCCUGUGGGCAAUAAGGAGAGCAGUGGGGGAUAUUUGCUUCGGCUUUAGCAAGGUCACCACCAUCUCCCACCGGCUCCUUGUAGCUAAAUUUGCAUGCUAUUGGCCUGCAUACAGGGAGCUGAAGAUAGGUAGAAAAGUGUUCUGUUGCCCGUGCCCAGCUCCCUGUUGUGAUAACGUCAAACUGCACACUGGUGAAGCUGUUGUGACCUUUGGGGUGUUCAAGCAGCGGACAUGGCCAGCCGCGUGGUGGUCUGGGGUUUGCUUUAACGAGAGCCCGAAGACCCCUUGAUCUUGUCAUCUCCUCUGGGUACACUGCUUCUCCAAGCCAAGGUGCGCAGAGAUAGGAUAAUGACCUGCUUUGUGCUUUGCCCCUCUCCUGGGGCUCUCGGCCCCCAAAUCCCCGGGUGACGUGAUAGUGGGGGCGUUUGCUGAUGGUGGUUAGAUACCCAGCUGCCCCGCAGAGCCUCGAGCAGGCAUGUCUUUGUGUCCAUCACUGAGGUCCUCACCAGGGAAGCAGAAGGAGACACCUCCGAAAUGUGAGUGAGCCUUGCACUGCCCAUCUCGUCCAGUUUUCUCUUGCAAGAAGGAAAGAGCUCAGAGAGGGCAAGCGAUAAGGACACGCGCGUGGGUUUUGUGUCCCUCACCGCCAGGAACCUGCGCUGUGAGCGUCCAUGCACGGCUGUGGGACAGGGAGGUUGUGGGCACUGCUGGCGUGGCUUAGCUGGGCAAAGCAUCGUAUGCUCAGCUUUGUUCUUUGAGCCUUGCCUUUGCUUUCCAUGGGAGAGAGGAGGGCACGCUCGGGGGGCUUCCUCUGCCCACUGGCCACGAAGGGCUGCUGGAUGGGGACCAGAAGCUUUCCUGUAAAGAACACUCAUGGAGCUCACUCGCCAAGGCAGGGGGCAGGUUGAAAGGGUGAUUUUUUUUUUUUCUUCCCAAAAAGUAUUUUCAAGGAGAGAUUGUUCAGCUUUUGGGGUUGACUGUUGCUCUAGAAAAAUCCCCAUUUCUCUAAAAACAGGUGAGAGAACCAGAGAAAAAAAUUAUAGCUAAAAGAGGCUAUCAGGAAGCCAAGAAAAACCUCUGUGUCCCCAGGGCUCACAGUUAAGAAGAAAUCUCAGCAAAGAAGGAAGAAGCAGGUGGGUGGCAUGUGCCUAAGAGAGCAAGGGUGAAUAAUCGGUGCCACACUGUAAGAGCACUGUGUUUCUCUGCCUUUCACUGCAUUUGUCGCUGUUUCAGCUCGAGUGGGAUGGCCUCAGAGUGAGCGCCAGCCGUGCUGUGCAGCUCAAGCAGAGUUUGGGUUUUGCAGCACCCUGUUUGUGUUACCCACACGGUGUUAUGUCUCUCGGCAAGCUGUCUCUAAUUGAUCCGUGCCUGAAAUCUUCCUUUAGGUCUUGUCUCUGAACAGGGCCCACUGGGGAAGAGGGCUUUUUGCCUGGGACAUACCUGCCUGUAGCAGAAGAAACUGCCAGCAAGGAGGUCACGAUCGUGCUUCACGCAGAAAGCGUGCAUUGGGCUAAUGGCAGGAAGUAACUGCACCCGGGUGACCGCGUUCAGGCUAACAGGGCUCACCGACGACCCCAGGGCUCAGGCUACCCUCUUCCUGCUGUUUCUGCUCAUCUAUAUUGUCACCAUCCUGGCGAACCUGGGGAUGCUCAUGUUAAUCCUGGCCAGCCCGCGGCUCCACAUCCCCAUGUAUUAUUUCCUGGGCAAUCUGGCUUUUGUAGACCUCUGUUCUUCCACCGCUAUCGCCCCCAAGAUGCUGGCUGACUUUCUGUCAGAGAAGAAGUGCAUUACUUACGCUGGGUGUGUAGCUCAGGUGUUCAUUUUCGACCUUUUGGGGGUGGCUGAGGGCUUCCUGCUGGCCAUGAUGGCGUAUGACCGCUACGUGGCCAUUUGCCAUCCACUGCUGUAUUCGGUCACCAUGUCCCCAAAAUGCUGUUUCCAGCUGGUGACCUGCUCGUACCUCAUGGGGCUGACAAAUGGCAUGGGGCAGACCAUUGGCAUGUUGCGUUUAUCCUUCUGCAGCUCCAGCGUCAUCGAGCACUUCUUCUGUGACAUUUCCCCUCUGAUAUCGCUCUCUACCUCUGACACCACCCUCAACCAAAUUAUGCUAAGGACUUUAGCAUCUCUAUUCGGCGUCUCCAGUGGCCUCGUUGUCCUGCUCUCCUACAUUGCCAUCAUCUCCACCAUCCUGAGCAUCUGCUCAGCCGAGGGCAAGUGCAAAGCUUUCUCCACUUGCGCCUCCCACCUGACUGUUGUGAGCGUCUUCUACGGGACAUCAAUCUUUAUGUACCUAAAGGCCAGCUCAAGGGAUGAUAAGCAUGCAGCAGUGCUCUACACCGUGGUGACCCCCAUGCUGAACCCCUUGACCUACAGCCUGAGGAACCAGGAAGUGAAGGAGGCUUUGAGGAGACUCACAAAAAUGAAAAGAUAUUGUGUGUUGUGCAUGUAUGGCUAAGCAGAAUAAAGAUGUGAGUGAU